This is a messenger RNA of Sceloporus undulatus (fence lizard), 1665 nucleotides long. RefSeq lists its product as uncharacterized. The transcript is spliced from 3 exons. Bases 189 to 1370 code for a protein of 393 amino acids. Lineage: Eukaryota; Metazoa; Chordata; Lepidosauria; Squamata; Phrynosomatidae. The record is from RefSeq and is a predicted model, not a curated record.
CCAUUAGCCCAGGAAAAAACGGAGGGGCCGGACACUACACUUACUUUUCUGGGGAUCAAACUGGAUACUAUCGCCGGCAUCUCUCGACUGCCUGCAGAGAAGCUACGGACUUUGACUCAACAGUUCGACAGGUUUCGGGCUCUGGCCCCGUACGCUUCUCCGAGUCCCUUGAGAGUGCCGGCGCACCUAUGGAAUCUUGGCGAAUAGAGGUGAACCGUGCAAUUCUCAUGUCAUUGGCUCCAUCAACCCAGCUCGCUUAUCAUCGCAGCUGGCGGGUAUUUCAAAGGUUCGUGGCAUCGAUGGGGGUGCCAGAGGAGUGGCCGAUACCAGUGGAUGUGAUCCUUCGCUUUGCAGUUCACCUCAAGGAAACUGGUUUGUCUGUGCGCACUAUUCGGGGGCGGAUAGCUGCACUAGCAUUCUAUUCACGGGCCAGGGGUUUCAUGGAUAACACAAGUGAUUUUAGGGUCCGAAGAGUUCUUGAGGGGUGGGCUAGGGAGGCACCCCCACUCCCAGACUCUCGCCUUCCAGUGUCGGAAGUGGUCCUGCAGAGGAUACUGCCAACCCUGUCAGCGAUAUGCAGCACGCCUUUCGAGACUGUCUUGUUCCAGACAGCUUUCACGGUGGCCUUUUUCGCAGCUACUCGCAUCAGUGAACUCUUGCCUAAAUCCAAGUCGGAUAAAUCUCAAAGGGCCAUUCAGGUUGACGAUAUCACAAUCGGUGAGAAGGGCGUCCUUCCUAUGGUCUGGAUCAUCGGACACAGCAUUGUAUUUUGGGCGGAACGUCAUGCAAUCUUCUCCAACAGAGGGACCGACCUGGGUUUGUCAGCGGUAGCCACCAUCCGUUGGGCAGGCCGCCGGGGAAUGUUGUGGGGGGCAUUCCUCCCACGUGUGAUUGAGAUGGCAGCGGAAGGAACGCCCCCGGAUGUCAUAUUAAUACACCUGGGGGAGAAUGACUUGGUAAGGAUGCCCGGAUUGCAGCUCGUGGGACGGAUGACAUCAGACCUUCACCAAUUACGACGGCGAUUUCCUCAAGCGACUAUUCUCUGGACGAGGCUGCUACCUAGACGGGCAUGGCCGGGUGCUCGGAGUGAAUCUGCAAUCAAUGCAGCAAGGCGACAUGUUAACCGGGAUAUAACACGGAACUUGGCUUGGAUAGGGGGGCGGGCAGUUUCACACCGAGACAUACGGGUCGAACUGCCCGAUUUGUUCAGGGGUGAUGGUGUCCAUCUGUCCCCUCGCGGAUGUGACCUUUACCUGGAUGAGAUGUCCAGGGCCAUUGGGGGUUCCAUAAGUGAUAGGGCUGGUGGGGGGAGGAGUGGCCAAGCUGGGCUGGCCCCCUCCUGUGGCGGUAAUGGUCAGCCCUGUCACUAAUGGAGGGCAGAUUUAUGUGUGACAGGCAUACAACAGAAGGACAGAAAAAUGAUUUAUGGGGGUAAUAAAAUAAUUAACAGUUUGACAAAUGAUUUAUGAGCUUGUCAAAGAUAAUUUAUGAGGGCAAUUAUCUUUGAUUUAUGGGCUAAAUUUUGAUGGAUUGCGAUUAUGAUUUAUGAUAGAUUUAUGGUUAAUUAUGAGUGAUUUAUGGAUUAUUUCUUGAUUGAUUUAUGACCUGGAUUUGGCUUGCCUACUCUGUGCCUGUCACACAUGUAAUUAAUUUCUUAUGCAAUAA